AGGCGACGAUCGCCUGGUUGCUCCUUCCCGGUUCCCCCUGCGGCCCGGCCAUGCCGGCGGGCGUGCCUUGGCCCACCUACCUGAAAACGGUCGGGGCGAGUAUGCUGGCCAUGUUUGCGGGCGCCGAGGUCGUGCACAGAUAUUACAGACCUGACCUUAGUAUACCUGAAGUACCUCCUAAGCCUGGAGAACUGAGAACAGAACUGCUGGGUCUAAAAGAAAGAACAAGCCAAGGUCAAACUUCACAGCAGUGAUCACAAUUUACUUAAGUUAUGAAGACAAACUGUUAACAUUGUUCAACUGUGUCAACUGGAGCUUUGCAAACUUGAUUAAAAAUGUGCCUGUAAAAUACUGUACUCUUAAUAAUGUUUUUCUGUUUCUUGGAAGUAGUUACAGGUAGCAUAAGAAUAAAUGCAUUAAGAAUAUUGUUCAAAGUCCAGCAAGCUGUGUACACUUGUGACUUUGAUUGCAACAUAAAUAUCCUUCAGAACAAUAAAAGAUUAAGAUUAUGUUGGCCAAGGCUGAUAGAAUUUGAAAGGUUUAAGCUGAUUAGCACAUUGAAGAGUUGAACUUUUAUGGACCCUCAUCAGCCUUAAGCAGCUUACCUGUUUUUCUGUAGCAGAACCCUACUUGCCUGUUAGAAGUUCAAAUUUUAAAAAGGGUGAGAAAUCAAUUUUAUUGGACCUAACAUAUAAUUACUAUAGUAAGUUAUUUGUAUAUGCAAUAAGAUUCCUCAUUACAGCACUUGCAUUGGACCCUUCCUACUGCUGUGGUGUUAUGAGCCGUCUGUAAUUCCAAGAGGAAGUUUUGGUCCACUCUUAAGAUUGAAGGACCCGAAACCGUAGUCAUGUUAGUUAAAACAGACCAAGUAAGUAUACACAGAUUACACUUAAGUGAUGUACAGCUGUACUGCAUUUGUGUCCAAACCUCAUAGCUUUUGAGGCUAUUGACCCAUUACAAACAUGCUGGAAAAGAUAGUAUAGGGGGCAGGGGAGUAGGAUGAGCUCUCUCCUGCUCCUAUGUGCCCCUAUGGACGUUGACACUAAGCAGAUACUGCAGCCUAAUUAGGCCAGAGACUUCCUAUAUGGAAGACACCUUUGUAAGUGACAGUCAUACAAAAAGUACACCAAAUGAAAACUUAAAUCCAGAGGGACACAGAUGUUAUUAGGCCCAGUUCCAGUGGAAACACUUCCCCCCCCCACUACACCCAAAGACAACACUGAAAACCUUGCACCUCAGCAUGAGACCUUUGCAUGAGAAUCAAUAAAGUUCCCUGAAGAGUCAAGAUGUUCACAGCAGUUUUGCUUCUGUUCAAGGCUGUAGCUUCCCACUUGAGUUGUAGCUGAAGCAGAAACAGUGGUUUUUGAAUUGUCCCUCUAGAGCCAAGAGGCCCCAGUCCUUCGAGUUACUCAUGCUGUAUCACCUUUGUCCUUCCACUGUUGCCUUUCCAUCUGAGGUAGAGACUAAAUCUUUCAUGCUAGAAGGUACCAUAGAGAAGCUUACCAUCACUUUCAUCAGAACCCCCAAAAGCAUCCUGCUGCUAAUGGAAACUGAGCAACAAGGAACACUUGUUUUACCCCAGCCUCCACUAGCACUAAGGGAACAACUGAUGAGCACCCCUCUAGGAACAGCAAUACUGGCAAGACAACGUAAACAAAGGCAGUUUCCUCAAAACCAGAAUAACCACACCACUAGACAAAAAAACCCCAAAACGUUCCCCCCACCCCCACACCCCUAAGAGCAGAGGAUAGCUCUUCCAGCAUUGAUAUGCUUUUCCAUCAAGCUGGCCAAAAAGCUUACAACUGCAUGUUUGUGCUUAUUUAUAGCAAACACUUGUCACUCCACAGCAGGGAGGGCAGCUAGCACACCACCAUAUUGCAUACAAUACCCUCAAUUGAGGAAGAUGAAGAAGCAUGAACAAUGACCCUCAAAGCAUGCUUUUUAUUAGUUCCAAAAGUGAAUCAGACAGCAUCCUGAAACCAACCAAAGCAUGAGAACUUCAGCUGUGGAACAGAGCAAAGGUUGCUUAAAGCAGACAAAUAAUUAACAGAUUUAAGAGUUCUGUAGCAAACAACCCUAUACUUCCAAUAAUAUUCCUUCUGUAGUUGUUAGCUGUUUUAAAAAGCUCUUAAACAUACAGUAGAUGCAAAUCACAUAUACUACUCAAGCUGGUCAGGCAGAGGUAUAAUAUAGACAUGUAAUAAACGUACACCCUUCUUCAGAAGGGCUCUGAAUGUAUAUUUAACCCAGUAAGGGAUGUUUUCUUUACAUUCCAAACUAACUCUCCAGAUUCAUUACAAGCUGUAUUUUAGAAGUAUUAAAUCAAAAUCUUAGGAGCAAUUGAUUGCUACAGAGCACAAGAGACAAAGCUGCACUGUUUUGCUAAGAGAACCAUACUUUGAGGUGGUACUCCUAUGUUACCUGAAACACUAACAAAGGACCGCUAUUAAAGCUGAUGCAUUGCUAGCUACUGAACUACCCUGAGUUAGACCACUCAGUUUACACAGAAAGAGCUGUUUGUUAUAAAUACCUAGGACUACUGCAGUGAGAACAAAAAACCAGAGGGAAAAAAACACUACCAAGCUCCUAUUCCUGGAACUCUCAAACAUACUUUAAAAACAAAUCUGUAUGAACCUUAACUCCAUAACCAUGCUGAUACAAAAAUGCAGUGUAUUUAUUGCAUGGGAACAAAAUUAUUUGGGCAAUAAAGAGUAAGAGUGAAAAGCAAGUUUCUCAGGCCACUGUCUUAGAAUAGCUUAGUUCAUGUCAGACUGAAGCUCAAACUUAAGACUCUUGCAUGAAUGCCUAAGAACCACUCUUCCAAGUCAAUAACUAGAGUUGCUGCACAGAGUUGCUGUACUACUUUUCUUCCUUCAUAGAGGAAGGCAGAAAAAACUUCCAUGUAAACACUUUCUACCUACCCUGUGAAGAUUUGUUUCAAAGUAGAGGCACUAGUG
This is a messenger RNA of Struthio camelus australis, 2957 nucleotides long. Lineage: Eukaryota; Metazoa; Chordata; Aves; Struthioniformes; Struthionidae. The record is from RefSeq and is a predicted model, not a curated record.